AUGGUGGCUAUUUUGACCUUUUAUGAUUCCGGUCCAAAUCUACUUGGUUGCAAAAGCAAUGAGGAAAGACGCUUCAGUCGGGCGACUCGGACCGAAGGCACCGGGACUGUGGCCGGAUGGCCGAUGCAAAUGGGACAAAUGGGACUGACAGCCGAAGAGACACAGAUACACUCAACUUUAUGCAUGCCAGAGGGAAUAUGCAUGCAUGGAUAA
Protopolystoma xenopodis is the source of this 213-nucleotide messenger RNA. NCBI's taxonomy places the organism in Eukaryota, Metazoa, Platyhelminthes, Monogenea, Polystomatidea, Polystomatidae. The record is from the annotation of a GenBank genome assembly.